AUGCUCGAUGCUAAUGAUCACAACAACAUGUUACUAGUUGACAAUACCCGUUCAUCAUCGGAAGCAGACUUAUUCAAGAGCAACCGCUUUCCGUUUUUGAAGCAAUUGCAAGAAUAUUUUUCGAAUUAUGUAAAUGAUGAUGAGACGAAGAGCAUAACAGCGGCAAAUCAAAUACUCUCGUGCAUCAAACUCUCGGAAUGUCUGAUCGAACAGUUGCAACAAGAGGAUGUGGAGUCCAUAUCGAUAGUGAUUGAAAUCAUUAAUAAUAUUUUGGACGUUAAAGGAAAGGAUUUAGUUUCUCGGCGUUUGCUGCAAGCACCAAUGAUGAUAAUUUUAGUUGCAGAUUCGUUCCGAUUACUUGCUCAUACUCAUCAAAUUGAAGAGAUAUCAAAACAACUAUUGGAUCUUUUGGUAGCGCUUCAAGAAUUUCUGUUUCAACACUUUCCUUCUGUUCACUCGGAAUACAUUGGAGAUUUAUGCAAAAUGAUUUCUCAACUCUAUGACAUUAAUUUGUUUUUUUGUCACAAUAAUGCUGAGUUGGCCGAUACUUCAGGUCUCUCAAUCUUAUUUCUACCGACACUAUUCAAGAAAUUUUACAAAAAGCUGGAUAGAAUUUGUAUGAUUCCUAUUCCCUUCGAGAAAACAUGUACAGAUAUACAAAAAUUUAUACUUUAUUUGCUGAAAGUAUCACUCGAAAAGCACCCAAUAUUGUUUUCACAGCAAAGACAGAUAUUUACCAUUGCAUGCCAGCAAGUACGAUUUUCGAGCAAUGAAAUCAAAAUAAGGGCAUUAGAUCUAAUCUAUCUGCUUUGUUUAUCCCAAAAUUUCGAGCCCACCAUUCACAAAUUUCUUAUCAACUUACUUGUAACUAUAUUCAACGUUGAGUCAAACUUUCCCUUGUAUAGAACCACAGAAUUUGACGACCUUUUGGCUAAAAUUUUAAAAAACUUUAGACCACAUUUACUCAAUGUUUUAGAGAGUUUUGGUGUGGAACGAAUGGAUAUGUUGGGAAUUCUGUCAAAAAAUUUAUUUGCAAACAUUUCUCAAUCCAAAAGCGACUCUCUCAAAAAGGAAAUUAUUCACACCAUAUGCUGGUUUAUGGACUACUCUAUCAAUAACUCAAAUUUUGAACUUGUUUUUUCGCAGUCACUAGUGAAAGACAUUAAUGAUUGUUUUAAAUUUCAGGCUUAUCAUGAUGAACUUGUCUACUUACUGCGAAAAAUUCUUUCAAUACACUAUGUUGACGGAACACCAACCCACAAAAGAAAAGAAUCACAAGCAGAUACGACAGAAGAUAAUUCUGCUAAAAAAAGAAAGUCUGAGAACGGAGAAGAUACUCAAAUAAGUGAAGACACCACAAACAUCAGUAUGACCUGUACUCCGUAUUCUGCUGAGUUUGGAUCAAGAUUUUUUGUUCUUGAUUACUUGGAACAAAGUGAACAAUUUUUCGAAACACUGAAAAGAGCCACUUCUAAUUUAUCUCAUAACGAAAUUCACCCUUUGUAUAUUCUAAUAAUGAGUGUUGCUCCUUUCAAUCAUAACAAGGAUAACACAAUUCUUGUUGAAUUGAUUAACAUUUUUUCAUCAUAUUUGAAGAAUACCUUAGAGUAUUCUGAAAAAUGUAUUAGAAUUAUUGACACAUUACUUGAAAAUGAAGCACUCAGUAAUGUCUCAAGUGAGAUUGUCAAUGAUAUCACUUCAUUUUCGAUUACAAUGCUCGAGCUCUAUGCAAAGCAGAUGGAUCAAGAUAUAUUAGAUAUGACCACAAAAAACUUAAACAGACUUUCUUCCAUAACAGGUCGUCAGGACGUAUCAUUGAUUUUGAAAGAAAUGCUUAUUAGAGAGGAAAAAUGUAAACGGGCAUUCAUCAAUAACUUGCCACUCAUGAUUAAGCUAAAAAAUACCACUUUCGAGGAAGUCUACUCAUCUAUGAGAGUUUUGUUCAACGACGAGUCAAAGACUCUACAAGAAUGUAUCUACAAUGUUUUACCAUUUGUUACGGAAGAGUUGGCCAAGAUGGGUUUUAAGUUUGAAAUGGCAAAUUGGGAUUUUAUAUUACAUGGACAGAAGUCGUCAAGUACAGAUUUAAGAAUAUUAUCGUUAGAUUCUAUCCUGCUUCUUUUUCAUUUUAUGACAAAAGAAGACUUUGAAAAAUAUAGCAAACGUUUGGAUUUCUGCAUGUUCGCUUUUGAUGAAAAUAUAGAGAUAGCUUCCCAUGCAGCAUCAAAAUUUUCAAAUUGGAUCUCUCCAAAUUCAAAUGGUAUCGUUCCAAUAGAAGUUUUACAUGGAUGUGAGGGCUCUAUUUCCACGCUUUUUAAUAAUAUUAAGGAGUUUCUAAAAACUCAUGCAUCUACUCACUCAAGAUUUUUAGUUCCUGUACUUAGAAUGAUAUUUGAAAGCUACAGCACACACGCUACAUUAAUAUCAGACAUUAUUAAGUUUUUGUUGGAUUUGGCUAUUGAUUUCAAGCAAUGCCCGUAUGUCUAUAUUGCAUUUAAAAAGCUUUCAACAAAAGAAGAACUAACUGUUAUGAAGUUCAUGCAAAACAAGAUUGGGAACGAAUUUUUUGAUAUUUUGUUCCAAAAAUGGGAGAAUCCCUCAACUUCUACCUAUUUACAAAAUGUCGCGCCCUCUCUAUUUGAUCUAGAUUUUACAACAAUAUCCAAAAGAAUAUUAAGAAAAGUUCUUCCUGAAAUUGUUGUUUCUGGAGAGCUACACUCAAAGUCUGCAAAGUUGGUGUCUAUGACAAAUAACCAAAUAAGGGACUUACUUGUGGAUCAUAUGGAGAAAAUUUUGUCUGCUUACCUGAAAUGCAGCAAUAACCCCAUCAAAGAUCUUCAUAUGUUAACAAAGGAAUGGAGUGUGCCAUUAGAGAAUCAUUGGGGCAAAUUUUCUCUUGGAGCCAUUAAGCAUUUAGUGAUGGAACUUGGAUUCAACAAAGAAAUAGACACUAAGGUAAUUAAUUGCAUCGAUCAACUGGCCCAAGUUCAAAGGAAAUCAGUACCCUCGCUAUUAUCAUCCAGCAUUUCUGGAGUUACAAUAAUGAUUGCAAAAUGUUUCAAGAAAUCCAAUACUGAAAAACAGAAGAGAAGAGUUUCUAUAAUUCCAAGUUUAUUGAAGCUUUUAGAUAAGGAAAUUAUUGUUUGUCACAAGGCAUUACUCGAGCUUUUUUAUAAUGUGUUGUUUACAUGCUCCUUUAGAGAAGAUAUUUUCCCAGUUUUUGAUGAAUUGACAGCCCAGCUAGAAAAACAUUGUCCAGACCAACUUCUCACCGCUUUUACUCAUCUAUGCGAAUUAGUGGAUGACUCUAACUUUGGAAAACAGUUGAAAGACAAUCUUGUUAAAAUGUUGAAAACUGAAAAAGUAGAUCCAUCAAAAGUACAAAUUCCUAGCUCACCACUACUAUCAGAGUUGCAUGACAUAAUUAACAAAGCUCUUGGUGGCUCUUUUGAGAAGAGAAUAGAGUCUCUUAUUGAGGGAAUUGAACAACCGGAAGUGACAAUUAAGCGAAACUCUUUGCUUUCUCUAACAAAGGUUCUAAGAGAAACCAAACCCAAGAUUCAAAAGAUCAUUCUUUCGAUGUUUGACCAAGAAUAUAAUAGUUCAAACAUUAUUAACAGGAUGGUAACGUCGCUCCUUGCUAACUGUAGCCACAUCGAUGACAAAAUUAAGAAUUUCAGUGCAAUUGCUCUUAGCGAGCUUGGAGCCAUAGAUCCCUCUGUAUUGAAUAUUGAACCUGCAAAAAUUGGAAAUCCAGAAAAGGGUGAUGUUGAACUUUUAGAUUUUUUAAUUAGAUAUAUAGAAAAUUGUCCUGCAACUCCUAAUCAAGCAAACUAUGCAAGGCAAGAGUUGAUGAAAGUGCUUUUCGAAGUUGAUUCAAAAUAUUUGAAAGAAAACUUUAAGGACUAUUUGUCUCUAAAAGAGCAAGGCCUUUCUUUGAAGAAUCAAAAAGUUCAACCAAAUACGACAAAAAGCCUCCCAAUAUUUAAGGAAAAUAUGCAACACCAUACUUGGCUUAAAAAUUGGUCAAAGUAUUUAGUGACAAGAUCGAAUAUAAGCUCCUUUAGAGGUAGAACCUUCUUAGCUGUACGACCUCUUUUCAACAUUGACAAAGAACUUGUGAAAAUUGUAUUUCCAUAUUUGGUUCACAACGUUUUAAUGACAGGAGAUGAUAAAGAUAGAGAGGAUAUUAAGCAAGAAAUUAUGAAUGUAAUUAGCUACGACGUUUCAAAGUCACAUAUUGGAGAACAAUAUAGAACAUCUGAACAUGCACAAACUAUUUUUUGCUUAAUUGACGAUCUUAAGCGAUGGUUUGAAUCCAACAAACACUUUUCAGAAAAGUAUAAAGAGAUGGCAAACAAAGCAGAGGCUAUAAUUAAUGAUAUUCCACUUGACUCAUUAGCCUCCACAGCUUAUAACCAUUCUGCAUUUUCUAGAUCAUUAAUGUACUUUGAGUCAUUUAUUCGGAAAAUGAAUAAGCCCAUCAGCGAGCUUCCAUCCGAGGUUUUGCAUAAUUUGCAACGAAUUUAUUCUGAACUCAAAGACAGAGAUAGCAUGGCAGGAAUUGCUGCAUUAAGAACUGAGACAAAUAUUAAUGAAAGUAUUUUAGAUAAGGAAGUCGAAGGUAGAUGGGAAGAAGCUAGAGAUUUAUAUGGAAUUAUGUUAGAGCAAAAUUUGGACAAUGUAGACAUUCUAUCAAACCUCAUGAAAUGCUAUAUCAACUUGUCACAAUAUACGACACUCUUACACAUUAUUCAAGGUAGUUCGUUAGAUAAGAAUUCCAAAGCUUCCUUUGCUAUACAAGCUUUUUGGAGAUUGUGUUCCUGGAAUAAUGUUGACAGUGUGUUUGAAGAUGCAAAUCCAUCUUUCGAAGUGUAUCUAGCAAAAGCGUUAUCUUCAUAUGUAAGAAAAGAAAAAGAGCAAUUUGAAAUGUGUAUACAAGCUGCAAGGAAAGAAAUACUUCCAUCUCUAUCUGCAGCAUCCACUGAAAGUUACCUCAGAUGCUAUCCUGAUAUCAUCAAACUUCAGGCGCUUUCAGAGUUGGAAAGAGGUUUCAAAAUUUUCUUGAAUGAUGAUGGAAACAGAAAUAUUGCCACUGAACUCAGUGAGUUUGUUGGUAUUUUAGACAAAAAUUUGAAAAUCACUACCAGCUCCUCUGCAAAUAAGGAACUUUUAUUUGCUGUGAGAAGGUGUAUGUUCACAAUUCACAAUCUCAAUGAUCAAGUUUACAAGACUUGGGUUCACAUAUCAAAACAAGCAAGAAAAGAAAAGCAAUAUGGAAUGGCACUACAUGCUAUUACACACGCCAUUGAUUACCAUGUUCCUCAAAAGAAAAUUGAGCAAGCCAAAUUGUUAUAUGAAAUGGGAGAGUCACAGAGAGCUCUUUCAUUACUUUCCACAUUCAGUUUUGAUGCUCCAAGUAUGAGCCUCACACAAACAAAGAGAGAUUCACUAAUGAAGGCAAAGAUCAAGCUCAUGAAUGUCAACUGGGAGAAGGAACAUAAGCCCAAAGAUGUGGUUAUUGAAGGUUACAACCAAGUGAUCAAACAAGAUCAAUAUUGGGAAGAAGGCUACUUUUAUUUAGCUUCAUAUCUUGAUAACAUCUUCAUCGCCAGACGAGAGAAAGAGAAAGAUGCUCAAUAUGUAAAAUCCGAACUUCCAAUGAUUAUUCAAAACUACGGCACGUCAUUGCAAUAUGGUGUGAAAAACAUCUAUAAUGCUCUUCCCAGAUUAAUCACGCUCUGGUUGGACUUUUCAGGUGCUUCAGGAGAUGACAAGAAGAAUGUUGUUUAUAAGAAAGUUCAAAAUAUUAUUGAUAAGUUGAUUAAUGAUCUUCCUGUGUUUGAAUGGACAAUAGCAUUGCCUCAACUCAUCUCUAGAAUGGUUAGUAAGAAUGAAAUGGUCACCAGUAGCAUAAAGAACAUUCUCGUAAAGGUACUGAUAGCAUUUCCAGAAGAAAGUAUUUGGAGCAUUGGAUGCAAAACUGAUAACAAAGAGCGGCAAGAUGUUAUUGACAGCAUCAUUCAAAUGGCUAAAUCACAAAUAGCAAACUCUGGAUCAUCUUCCAAAGCAGUCAAGUGUAUCCUAGAUCAGCAAGAAUCCACAUUAGAAGGAUUCAGAGAACUUUGUAUGAUAUAUCUUGGAACAGGUGGAAAAACAUACAAUUUGAGCUCAAUCACAAAAAAGAAAGGUCAUGAAGGUCAUCUUAUGGUCAAAAAUAAUGAGCAACCUAUCACACAUGUAUUUUCACAUUUAGCAAAGCUUAUUAACAAACCGAAUACCAAUUUUAUAGUACCUCUCCAACGCCUCACUACUGUAGAAUUGCAAAAAGCAAAUCUAUUUACCGAAGAUGGAGGACUUAGAUCAGAUUAUUCACCUUACUCUUCUUCAAAAGUUUACAUCAAAAACUUUAAAGAUGAGGUUGCGGUCAUGUCAUCUUUGCAAAAACCGAAAAAGGUUGGAAUCUAUGGAAACGAUGGUCGUUUAUACAACUUUUUAUUCAAAGCUCAUGAUGAUUUGAGAAAGGACAGUAGAAUGAUGGAUUUCAAUAGUGUCAUCAACAGACUACUGAAGCGUGACGAAUUGACAAGAAACAAAAGACUUUAUUUGCGGUUGUUCUCAGCUAUUCCUCUUUCCAACAAGACAGGUCUUGUCGAAUGGGUUGAAAAUACUAAUGUAUUGAGAAGCAUUUUGGAUAAUGAAUUUAACAACAUGGGCAUCACAAGCAAUGUUCAACUCCUGGUGACUAGCCUACUCCCUAAAAAUCCCAAGAAUGCUCAAGACUAUGCAGAGAUGGUUUACAAAACUAUGACUAAAAAGUAUCCUCCAGUAUUUCAUAACUUUUUCCUCCAUCAAUUCCUGGAGCCUAAUCAAUGGUAUCAAUCAAGAUUGAACUUUGCUAGAACAACUGCUGUUUGGAGCAUGGUUGGUUAUAUUGUUGGACUUGGAGAUAGGCACUGUGAAAACAUUCUUAUUGAUUUGAGAUGUGGUGAUGUUGUUCAUGUUGAUUUAGCCAUGCUUUUCGAAACUGCCAAAUAUUUAACUGUGGGUGAACGAGUUCCAUUUAGACUCACUCGAAACAUUGUUGAUGGAAUGGGAGUGACUGGUCAUGAAGGAGUAUUUCGCUUUACAUGUGAAGCAACACUUGAAAUCUUACGAAAGAAUUACCAGACACUCAUGAACGUACUUGAUUCAUUCAUACAUGAUCCUUUGCUGGAUUGGAAUCAAUUGGCUCAGAAAAAAGAAGCUGCAAAGAUUAGAAGCGAACACGACGUGGAAGGAAAUUACAAAGUUAUUGAGAUGAAAUUGAAAGGGUUAAUUGGAGACAAUGUUCUACCUUUGAGUGUACAAGGUCAAGUGGAUCAUCUUAUCAAAGAAGCUACCAAUGAAGCUAAUCUUAUGGCCAUGUAUAUUUGGUGGAUGCCUUAUCUGUAA
This is a messenger RNA of Naegleria fowleri, 7434 nucleotides long. RefSeq lists its product as uncharacterized. The transcript has 2 exons. Gene Ontology annotation, cellular component: nucleus. NCBI's taxonomy places the organism in Eukaryota, Heterolobosea, Eutetramitea, Acrasida, Naegleriidae. The record is from RefSeq and is a predicted model, not a curated record. Gene Ontology annotation, biological process: DNA damage checkpoint signaling; telomere maintenance; protein phosphorylation. The coding region runs from base 1 to 7434 and encodes 2477 amino acids. Gene Ontology annotation, molecular function: protein binding; protein serine/threonine kinase activity.